Messenger RNA from Spinacia oleracea (spinach), 1539 nucleotides. RefSeq names its product small GTPase LIP1. Lineage: Eukaryota; Viridiplantae; Streptophyta; Magnoliopsida; Caryophyllales; Amaranthaceae. Gene Ontology annotation, molecular function: GTP binding. The record is from RefSeq and is a predicted model, not a curated record. The transcript has 7 exons. Bases 443 to 1456 code for a protein of 337 amino acids.
UAUUCUUUCAGCAAUGUAGAACAAAAGUACAAGACGUAGGAGAAAUUCUAACAGAAAACUGUCAAUCAAAUUGGAUUCUCAAAAAGUGUAUUAUUGGAGGAUCAGUUUAAAUAGCGCACCAUUGUAAUAUUUCCAUUAAUUGUACUGUAUUUAUUUCCAAAAUUCUUCAUUAUAUUAAAGGAUUCUUUCAUACAAAAUCGCAGUUGCCAAGAUCUGUGCUAGUAUUUUCAUAUUGAUUUCUUGAAGUGGGUAUUUAGUAUUUUGCACCAUUUCAUCACUACUGUUAUGCAAUUUUAUUUUCUGGGUUUCAACUUUGCAAAGCAUUUGUUCGAUAAACAAAUCUUUUCAAAAAAAAUAAAAAAUCUGUACAUUGCGUUUAGUAGGAGCUGAAUUUGAUGUAUGAUUGAAACAUCAAAAGGUUUCCUGUUAAUUUAUAUGUGAGAUGAUGUUCUGGAGGGAGCGAGAGAGAGAUAAUAAUAAGGAGCAAAACGGUGGCCCCCUUUGUGGGCAGGUCCGAGUUCUUGUAGUUGGAGAUUCAGGUGUGGGAAAAACUUCUCUUGUAGAUUUAAUCACCAAAGGUUCUUCCAUCACUCGUCCUUCUCAAACAAUAGGAUGUUCAGUUAACGUGAAGCACAUUACUUGUGGAAGCCCUAGUAGUUCAUCAAAUAGCAUUAGCGGUGAUGUUGAAAGAAAUUUCUUUGUUGAAUUAUGGGAUAUCUCAGGCCAUGAGCGUUAUAAAGACUGCCGAUCACUUUUCUACACGCAAAUUAAUGGUGUCAUUUUUGUUUAUGAUCUCUCACAACGGAGAACAAAAACAAGUUUGCAUAAAUGGGCGGCAGAAAUUGCUGCAAGUGGGACGUUUUCUGCUCCAAUGGGAGUUGGAGGCCCUGGUGGUCUUCCUAUUCCGUACAUUGUUGUCAGUAAUAAAGCAGAUAUUGCAGCAAAAGAAGGUACUCAAGGAAGCAGUGGUAAUCUUGUGGAUGUAGCUCGGCAAUGGGUUGAGAAGCAGGGGCUUCUUCCAGCAAGCGAGGAAUUGCCACUUACUGAGAGUUUUCCUGGCAAUGGAGCAUUGAUAGCUGCUGCCAAAGAAUCUAGGUUUGAUAAAGAAGCUGUGACAAAGUUCUUCCGCAUGUUAAUAAGGAGGAGAUAUUUUUCCGAUCGAUUACCACCAUCAAAUCCAUGGUCUGUUUCUCCAAUUCAAAGGUCAUUUCGGUCAUCUGAUGACAUAACAAGUUGCAAAGAUCAAUCCAUAAACCAUACAAGCUUAAACGGGGAUCCUUACAAGUACAAUGUGCUUCCUCCCAUGCCGGCUCAACACAACCUUACUCCUCCCCCGACACUUUACCCUCAGCGUCCAAUGUUGACCCCAGAAGUCAAUAACGUGCCUCGUUAUAGUCUGGCCAGUGCUGCAGAACUCAGUUAUACUAAAUCAAAACGUACGGAUAUUAAUGUUUGAAGAAAAUAAGCAAGUUUUUUAUAUUCAGAAGUUGGGUAUUCAUAUCGUAAUUUUUCUAUUAAAACAAAACAUUAUUGAUUUUA